Messenger RNA from Cyclospora cayetanensis, 501 nucleotides. RefSeq lists its product as uncharacterized. The record is from RefSeq and is a predicted model, not a curated record. The coding region runs from base 1 to 501 and encodes 166 amino acids. The transcript has 5 exons. Lineage: Eukaryota; Apicomplexa; Conoidasida; Eucoccidiorida; Eimeriidae.
AUGUUCUUCUUGUCUCCUUGUUUGAGGGGCUGGAGGCAGAGAGGCUGGCGUUGGGAAGCUAUGCAGAGGGGCCGCCAUCGGUGGGUGCACAUAGAUUAUCCUCCACGGAAGCGUUCUACUGUUAAGAAGCUGCACGAGAGCCACGACAAGCUGAUCUUCGUCUGUCAGGGAUACAGAGACCGUCUCCUGUCGGAAAAGCUACCUCCCGAGUUGCAGAAGCGUCUGCAAGAACUGAAGGAUAGCCCUGUGCCGCUAUAUGAUAGGCGCUUGCCGUGGUCGCAAGACCUUCAGAAAGCCAUUCAACGCACGGCAGUCCCUUGUGUGGCUUUCGCUACUGGGCGCACUCACCACUUGUUGGAGGCCUUUACGAUGGAAGAGGUUUUCGCCCUAGAGAAACUCGUCCCCGAGAUACUUCAGGGCUUCGCGGAACUCAACAAGAGACUUCCCGAGGAUGCAAAAGACGCCGCAAAGACGCGGCACAGGCCCCUGGACCUAAAGUAG